Messenger RNA from Dermacentor andersoni, 2127 nucleotides. RefSeq names its product acetylcholinesterase-like. Gene Ontology annotation, cellular component: plasma membrane. Gene Ontology annotation, biological process: acetylcholine catabolic process; choline metabolic process. Lineage: Eukaryota; Metazoa; Arthropoda; Arachnida; Ixodida; Ixodidae. The record is from RefSeq and is a predicted model, not a curated record. Gene Ontology annotation, molecular function: acetylcholinesterase activity.
AAUCGGAAGGACAAGCGGUAAUCUAACUCGAUGAGUGCUCCAUGAGUGGCACAAAGAAGCUACGCCUCUAUUAUCCCGUCACUCUUUAGAUUGAGUCCUUUUGAGUCACUUCGCAAGUUGCACCUUCUUCAGUCUUCAAUCGCGGUGAAUAUUCCUUCACCAAGGCUGCCGGAAGGAUGGUCAGUACAGCGGUGCCUAUGCUACUGCUCCUGACCACUGCGUCGUGUUGCUUCGCCGCUGAUAUUGUAAAAGACACACGGCUCGGCCGAAUCAAAGGCAACAGGCUUGAAGUGCUCGGUCAUGCAGUGGACGAGUUCCGCGGAAUACCGUACGCACAGCCACCCUUAGGUGCGCUACGUUUCAAGCCGCCACAGCCAGGUGGACCUUGGAAGGGUACACUCGAUGCCAGGAACAAAAGGACCGCGUGUCCUCAGGUCAUCUCUAAUCCCAAAGCCUUUGCUAACAUCACGCUCACGGAAGACUGUCUGCACCUCAAUAUAUGGAGCCCCCCAGAGCGUUCCCAAAGCGUCGUUCCGGUACUCGCUUGGAUCCACGGUGGCGGCUUUACGCAUGGUUCAUCCGGCCAGGAUGCAAGCAAUGGUGCUGUUCUAGCGGCAAGCACAGGUCUUGUCGUCGUCAGCUUCAACUAUAGACUCGGCUUCUUGGGCUUCUUAGACACGCAGACGACUGAGGCACCGGGCAACGUCGGUCUCCUAGAUCAAAACAUUGCCCUCAGGUGGAUCAGGAAAAAUAUUGACGAAUACGGUGGUGAUGCUUCGAAAGUCACCAUCUUCGGUGACAGUGCUGGUGGUAUGAGUGUCCACGGGCACGUAAUCUCGCCGAUUAGCAAAGGUCUCUUCAUUAGGGCAUGUCUAAUGAGCGGGACUCUUCAUGGCCGCGACUUUACUGAGACGGCGAAUGACAGCAUAAGCAAGGGAAACGCUGUCGCUGCAGCAGUGGGCUGCGCUGACCACCACAAGAACUUGACCACUGACCCCGAAUCUGUUGUUGAGUGCCUCCGCUCGAAAAAUGCUUUUGAACUCAUACGAGCCACAAAUUACGUAUUCAAGCGCAAGUUUUUUCCUUUCCUACCUACGUUCCCCAAUAACUUCCUUCCAGUGGAUCCGAGCGCCGCAGCGAAACAGGGAUUUUUCAAUGCAGUCGACCUAUUGAUCGGAGUCACUGCUGAUGAGGGGGCAACAGCCCUGCGAUCGCUUCCGAACGAUAUUAGCCGCCUCAACCGAAAACGAUUGGAGCGCUUGCUUCGAACUGCUGUCUUCGCCUGGCUCAGGACGGACUUCUCCAAACCGUUGGACGUGUACAAAGCUGAGGCACCUGACAAUGUGGCGCUGAGGCGAGCGUACGCAGACUACUUAUCCGACUCCGUAUUCGUGUGCCCCAUGCACUUCACAGCUGAGGAUUACUCGAACAGAAACGAGUCUGUGUACACCUACGUGUUUGGUCAUCUGUCUCGUAAGAUGGCGCUUCCUUCGUGGAUGGGGACACCCCAUAGUUAUGAUGUUAGCUACAUGUUUGGUGAGCCACUUGUUGACCAACAGAGUUAUACGGCCCAAGAUGCCCACGUGUCUCGAGUGGAUAUGACAGCUUUGUCAACCUUCGCUACCACUGGGGUCCCUCAGCUUCCAGCAGGGCACCAGUGGCCGAAGUACACUUAUGACAACCGGGUCUCAGUUUACAUCGCUGGUGACAACAUAACAGAUGUCUACGGCAUUCACAUGAAGAAGUGCGACAUCUGGAAGGCAUUCUGGAAAAUGUAAAAAAGAUUUCGUAAUUUACAAUGCCUUCGAAAUAUUAUGCCUGCUGUUGCAAAAUAUUGGAUUUUUUUUCAUGCUAAAAAGUACAUAUUUGACAAGCGAAAGCGCUAACCGAGGAUAGAUGGCUGAUAACAAUCAGAGGAUCUUAACAAAGGCGCUAAUCCUUUUUGCUUUGUCGUCGUCUGUGAGGAUGAAGCGAAAAGGAUCAGCGCCUUUGUAGGGGCUCUCUGUUUUUUGUGAGCCUGCAGUCGUCCGUAAGCGCUACUGCUUGUAAAAUAUGAACUUGCUCUAACUCGCUCAAGUUUCUCUACUAUGAGAAGUUCAAUAAAGUUGCAUAUUUUCAGCAUUUAAA